CAUUCCUCUCCUGAAUUCCUUUGUCUUCUCUCACACAACAGAAUGAUGAGUGGAAACAUUUCUUCUUUGGAUAUGCUCAUGAAUUCGUCGUCGUCUUCAUCUGACGACGACGAACUCAUUCUUGUAGCAUUCGCAGAGCGCAAGAAGGAAGAGCAGAGGAACCGUCGACGCCAUGGCGGUUCCAAGCAUGGACGUCAGACAAUCAAUCGAGCAAGAGAUGCAGAAUUUGUUCUACUAUGGAAUGACUACUUCAAAGAAAGUCCUCGCUAUCCCGAAAACUUAUUUCGGCGAAGGUUUAGGAUGUCUCGUAAUUUGUUUAAUCGCAUAGCUGAAACUAUACUUCAACAUGAUUAUGAUGGUUAUUUUACGCAAAAAAGAAGUGCUUGUGGACUUCUUGGGUUGCAUCCGUUGCAAAAGAUGACCGCAGCAAUGCGAAUGCUAACUUAUGGAAUAGCAGCUGAUAGUGCCGAUGACUACAUCCGGUCUGCAGAAGCUACUAAUCUAGAGGCUAGCAAGAAGUUUGUGAUCAAAAUUUGUGAAGUCUUUGGAGACCAAUACCUGAGAUCUCCAAAUGAAGAAGAUACUGCAAGAUUACUUGCAAUAUGGGAGGAAAGAGGAUUCCCUGCUGAAGGUGAAGCUCCAGAAGUGAAUUAUACCAUCAAUGGUCAUCAAUACACAAUGGGGUAUUACCUUGCAGAUGGCAUAUAUCCACGGUGGGCAACAUUUGUGAAGACCAUACCAUCUCCACAAACAAGAAAGAAGAAACAUUUUGCCCAAAGGCAAGAGGCGGCUAGAAAGGAUGUGGAACGAGCCUUUGGAGUUCUGCAAUCCCGUUUUGCCAUUGUCCGAGGACCUGCGAAAGGUUGGAAACGUAAAGAAAUCGGUGAUGUCAUGAAAGCUUGUGUCAUAAUGCACAAUAUGAUAGUUGAAGACGAACGGCACACUGGUCAGCAAAACAACACUUAUGAGGCAAUGGGAGAAAGAGUCAGGGUGUCCUCUACUCAUGCGGAAGAGCUGAGUGCAUUUAUUCAGAUGCAUCAGCAAAUUAGAAACAAAGAUGAACAUUCUCAGCUUCAAGAUGAUCUAGUUGAGCACCUCUGGCAGAAGUUUGGACACGAAUGAUGUAGUACAAGUAACUUUGUAGUAUAUUUCCUUUCAUCUAGUUUUUCAUGUAUGCAUAAGAAAUAGUUGAAGUGACAAAUAGUUCAAGUCACAAAUAGUUGAAGUGACAAAUAAUUCAAGUGACAAAUAGUUCAAGUGAUAAGAAAUA
Messenger RNA from Triticum urartu, 1270 nucleotides. The record is from RefSeq and is a predicted model, not a curated record. Lineage: Eukaryota; Viridiplantae; Streptophyta; Magnoliopsida; Poales; Poaceae.